This is a messenger RNA of Arachis ipaensis, 1532 nucleotides long. Its product is annotated as putative protein phosphatase 2C 65. Gene Ontology annotation, molecular function: protein serine/threonine phosphatase activity. NCBI's taxonomy places the organism in Eukaryota, Viridiplantae, Streptophyta, Magnoliopsida, Fabales, Fabaceae. Gene Ontology annotation, biological process: protein dephosphorylation. The record is from RefSeq and is a predicted model, not a curated record.
AUGGGAAAUGCUUGUACGUGUCAAGUUUCUAUUGGACGAAAAGUGUAUGAUGCUGAUGACUCUGAUUCAAAUAAUUCAAAUGAUUAUUUACCAUAUAGAUAUGGACAUUGUGGAGCCAAGGUUAUGUUAAGUGGAUCCUCUAAAUUUGUAUCAAUGUAUUCCCAAAAGGGUCAAAAAGAAGUGAAUCAAGAUGCAAUGACAGUUUGGGAGAACUUCACUGGAGAAAAAGACAUGAUAUUUUGUGGUGUGUUCGAUGGUCAUGGUCCUCAAGGGCACAAAUAUGCACAAACCAUAUGCAAUAAUCUUCCUUCAAAACUCUCCACAUCAAUCAAAAUGUCACAGCAAAUUAGUAAGAGCCAACUUGGAUUGGAUAUCAAUGGUGAUGAAAACCAAAACAUGCCUUGUGUUUCAUGGGAGGGAAGCUUUUUGAAGUCUUUUAGUGAAAUGGAUAGAGAUCUUGCUCAGAACGUUUACAUUGGUAGCUUUAGUGGCGGUAGCACUGCUGUCACUAUAGUUAAGCAGGAAAAUCAGUUGAUAAUUGGUAAUUUAGGAGAUUCUCGUGCAAUUCUUUGCACAAAAACAGAUGACAAUUUUCGAAUUCCUAUUCAACUUACCGUUGACCUAAAACCAAAUAUUCCAAGUGAAGCUUCAAGAAUAACUAAGUGUGGAGGCAGAAUCUUUCCAUCAAAAGAUGAUCCAAGUGGUAUAAAUAGAAUAUGGAUGGCUGAAGAAGAUUGUCCUGGCUUGGCUAUGACAAGAUCAUUUGGAGAUUUCUGCCUAAAAGAUUAUGGUCUCAUCUCAGUUCCUGAUGUAAUCUAUAGAAGAAUUAACAAACAAGAUGAAUUUGUGGUUUUGGCCUCUGAUGGAAUAUGGGAUGUGCUAACAAAUGAAGAAGUAAUUAACAUAAUUAGUUCAGCAAGGAAGAGGUCAGAAGCAGCAAAAACAUUAGUAAAGCAUGCCCUUCAAGCCUGGAAAGUCAAGUGUCCUAAUGCUGCAGUUGAUGAUUGUACAGCUAUAUGUUUGUUCUUGAAUAAUUAACUAUAAUGAAAUUUAAAAGAAUGAUAGAAUGGACCCCAAAUUCCAACUCACAAGGAACAAAAAGUGAUAAUUUAAAGGAAUUAGGUCAAAUCAAUUCUGUUCCACACAUUAUAUAACAAAUAUGGAUAAUCUUCAAUUUGCUGCAGUUGUGAAAUUCCAGAAUAUAAUUCAAAGAUAGAUAGAGGAUAUGCUGAUGUCUAUUUUUUUUUUUUUCGGUUACAUGCUGAUGUCUAUUUAUUUUGUUGCUGUGUUAACAUGUAGGAGGUUUUUUUUUUUUUCAUUUUGGGUCAGGUUGGACAAGUUUUCAUAUGGGCCUGCUACUAGGCCUUAGAAUUUCCCUUCAUGUUGUAUUAUUCUUCAGCAGAGAAGAAUAAAAUUUUCAAACUUAGACUAGUCUAAUUUUAUUAGUGUGUUUAAGUAAGUAUUAGAUGUUAAAAUUCUGCUUUAUACAUACAGUAAUUUAUUAGCUAACAGCAAAUCCUUAAAUAAAACUC